AACAGGAGUUAUUAUUUCGGCGUUUCAGUUAGCCUGAAUUUGUACACUGUGUCACUUCCGACAACAACUCCUUCAAACCCGCACCAUGACCUCCACAGCUUACAUAGUACUGGCAGCUUUGCUGGUCGGAGCGGUCACAUCGCAGACGCUUGGUGGAUUGAGCGCAGUCAAGAAGGCCAACGGCGAGGUUAAGGGAAUCAUCCAAUCGCUCAGCCCGCAAAUCCUUGCCCGAGCUAAACUCAGCGCUAACAUCCAACUGGUGCCUACGGAAUAUUCCAGCCAGGUCGUCGCUGGAACGGUCUACUAUAUUAAGGUCAGCGUGGGACCAGUGCAACCCGGCGGCAAAUACCUCUUUGUUAAGGUGAAUCAGGACCUGAAAGGAAAAAAUACAUUGGCGAAAGUAAAGCAAGCAAAUGCUAAUGAACCGUUGGCUUACUUUUAAUUGUUGACGACUGCAAGAUCGUCUAUGCAAUAACGCUUACGGUUAAGAACUACUGCUGUUUUCUUGUGAGAAAAAUGUACGCGUUACGCUCAAAAUGGCUACAAGGUGAUGUGAAUAGCCGGUCUAUCAACAAUCUGCUGAAUGACACCACAUGUCGUGGUGAGCUAUUUAAGCAAUGAUUCGUAAAAAACUUACAAUUGCUA
Molecule: messenger RNA, 645 nt
Organism: Paramacrobiotus metropolitanus
Lineage: Eukaryota; Metazoa; Tardigrada; Eutardigrada; Parachela; Macrobiotidae
Product: cystatin-A-like
Exons: 4
Coding region: 86-442 (118 amino acids)
Source: RefSeq, a predicted model, not a curated record